AUGGCGACAUUCGCACGCCCAGUCUCCUCCAGUAUCGCUGGAGUAGACUUUACCGUCUACUCCGACGAGGAGAUCAAAAAGCUAUCAGUGAAAAGAAUUCAGAAUACUCCGACUUUGGACUCUUUUAACAACCCGGUUCCUGGCGGUCUUUAUGACCCUGCUAUGGGCGCAUGGGGUGACCAUGUCUGUACUACAUGUCGCUUGAACUCUUGGUCUUGCACUGGUCACGCCGGCCACAUUGAGCUCCCAGUUCCCGUUUACAAUGUCACCUUCUUCGAUCAUAUCUACCGCUUGAUUCGCGCUCAGUGUGUGUAUUGUCAUCGGUUGCAAAUGUCUCGCUCACUUGUCAACAUGUAUACCUGCAAACUGCGCCUCCUCCAAUACGGCUUGACUGGAGAAGUCGCCAAGGUGGAAGAGAUUGGAUCUGCAAAGGGUGCUGCUUCCAAGGCUAAGACACAGGAGGGCGAUGGCUCAGAAUCUGAAGAAGAGGACGAUGAGUCCAUCAUGGAAAAGCGCACUGCCUACGUCACCCGCUGCAUCAAGCAAGCCAAGAAAGACGGACAAUUGGAUGGAAUAAUGGCUGGUGCCAAGAACCCUAUCGCUGCUGAGCAUAGGCGAGAGCUUGUGAAGCAAUUCUUGAAGGACAUCAACGGCAAUAAGAAAUGUCACAACUGCAGUGGUAUCACACCUGGAUACCGAAAGGAUCGCUACAACAAGAUCUUCCGAAAGGGCUUGACCGAAAAGUCAAAGUUGGCCAUGAUGUCCGGUGGAUUCCAGGCCCCCAACAGCUUGGUUCUUUUUGACCAGGAAAAGAAGUCUGCUUCGAAGCAGGACGGCGGUGAGACUUCCGUGUCCGAGGUUCACGGUGCUGAGGAGGAGAUCCGCCGUGGAGCGGCGGUCACAAAGACGGCGACGGCUGGAGAGUUUGGCCAGGAGUUCGUGACCUCCUCCGAAGCCUACAGUGCUAUGCAACUUCUGUUCCAAAAGGAUAGCGAAGUUCUUCAGCUCGUCUAUAAUUCUCGCCCGGCUCCGAAGGGUGUCAAGGUUGUCUCUGCUGACAUGUUCUUCAUCAAGAGCAUCAUGUAUCGCCCGGCUGCCCCUCAAGGCCCCGGCGAGAUCAUGGAGGCUAUGCAGAACACCCCCUUCAACAAUGUUCUUAAGCAGUGCGAUCUCAUUAACCAGAUUUCCAAGGAGAUUCAAAAUGAGGAUGAGAAGGCUCUUUCUCGAGUGCGCAACUACGGCGAUCUUCUCCAAGCUAUCGUUACGCUUCAGGACCAAGUGAACGGUCUCAUUGAUCGCGAGCGUACUUCCGUGACUGGCUCCGCCAUUGCCUCUCUGCCAAACGGUAUUAAACAAAUCUUGGAAAAGAAGGAGGGUUUGUUCCGGAAGAACAUGAUGGGAAAGCGUGUCAAUUUUGCUGCUCGUUCCGUCAUUUCUCCUGAUCCCAAUCUCGAGACCAAUGAGAUCGGUGUGCCCAUGGUGUUUGCUAAGAAGCUGACAUUCCCUGAGCCUGUCACCAACCACAACUUCUGGGAGAUGAAGGAAGCUGUGAUUAACGGUCCUGACAAGUACCCCGGUGCUUCCGCGAUCGAGAAUGAGAACGGCCAAGUCGUCAACUUGAAGUUCAAGAGUCUUGACGAGCGUACUGCUCUUGCAAACCAACUGCUCGCCCCGUCGAACUGGCGUCUCAAGGGCUCACGAAACAAGAAGGUCUACCGCCAUCUUACCAAUGGAGAUAUGGUUCUACUGAACCGACAGCCGACUCUGCACAAGCCCAGUAUGAUGGGUCACAAGGCUCGUGUUCUUCCUAACGAACGGACCAUUCGCAUGCACUACGCCAACUGUAACACCUACAACGCUGAUUUCGAUGGUGACGAGAUGAACAUGCACUUUCCCCAAAACGAGCUCGCCCAGGCUGAGGCCCGAACAUUGGCAGACGCUGAUCACCAGUAUCUGGUCGCCACCUCUGGAAAGCCUCUGAGAGGUUUGAUCCAGGAUCAUAUUUCCAUGGCUGUCUGGUUUACGUGCCGUGAUAGUUUCUUCGACAAGGAAGAUUACGACCAAUUGCUCUACAACUGUAUUCGCCCCGAACAUUCCCAUAUUCAAGGCGACCGCAUCCAAACAGUCGAGCCCGCUUUCCUCAAGCCCAAGCCGAUGUGGACUGGUAAGCAGAUUGUCACGACGAUUCUCAAGAAUAUCAAGCCUGCCGAUCGUGCUGGACUUACCCUCAAGGGCAAGUCUUCCACCCCCGGUGAUCGUUGGGGCAAGGACAACGAAGAAGGCACCGUCAUUUUCAAGGACGGAGAAUAUCUGUGCGGUAUUCUCGAUAAGAAGCAACUUGGUCCAACUGCUGGAGGUCUCGUUGAUGCUGUUCACGAGAUUUACGGCCACAUUGUUGCUGGAAAGCUGCUCAGUAUUCUUGGACGUCUGCUUACUCGUUUCCUGAACAUGCGGGCAUUCACUUGUGGUAUUGAUGAUCUCCGAUUGACCAAGGAGGGUGAUCGCGCACGCAGAGAGAAGCUGAAGACUGCUCCCGAAAUGGGUCGGGAGGUUGCCCUGAAGUAUGUUACUCUGGACCAGGCCAACGUUCCUGACCAAGACGCCGAGUUAAACCGGCGAUUGGAGGAUGUUCUCCGUGAUGAUGAUAAGCAAGGUGGACUCGACAGUGUUUCCAACGCCCGAUCUGCCAAGCUGUCCUCCGAAAUCACCGCGGCCUGUCUUCCGAGCGGUCUUGCCAAGCCUUUCCCUUGGAAUCAAAUGCAGUCGAUGACCAUCACUGGAGCUAAGGGUUCAGGCGUUAACGCCAACCUGAUUUCUUGUAACCUGGGUCAACAGGUUUUGGAAGGUCGUCGUGUCCCUGUCAUGAUCAGUGGAAAAACUCUUCCAUCUUUCCGAGCCUUUGAGACUCAUCCCAUGGCCGGUGGUUACGUCUCUGGUCGUUUCUUGACUGGUAUCAAGCCGCAAGAGUACUACUUCCAUGCCAUGGCCGGUCGUGAGGGUCUUAUUGAUACUGCCGUCAAGACUUCCCGUUCCGGUUACCUGCAACGUUGUUUGAUUAAGGGUAUGGAGGGCCUGAAGGCCGAGUACGAUUCUUCCGUUCGUGAAGCCUCGGAUGGCUCGAUCGUUCAAUUCUUGUACGGAGAGGAUGGUCUUGAUAUCACGAAGCAGGUUCACCUUAAUGAUUUCGGAUUCCUCGCCGAGAAUCAUGUCUCCAUUUCGAAGCAAGUCCAGGCCGAUGACUUCCACACCAUUGCAAAGGAAGAAGUUGGCGCCUACAAGGAGGCAAUGAAGAAGGCUCGCAAGACCGGAAAGCUUGAUUCUAUGGAUCCCAUUCUGUCUCACUAUCACCCCGGCGGUAACUUGGGUAGUACCUCGGAGGCUUUCGCCCAAGCACUCAAGAAGUACACCGAUGACAAUCCGGAUGGCCUCUUCAAGGAUAAGAAGAAGGACAUUGCCGGCACCGUUGGAAAGAAGACCUUUGAUGUUCUGAUGAACAUGAAGUACAUGAAGUCCACCAUCGACCCCGGUGAGGCUGUUGGUGUCAUGGCCGGUCAGUCCGUCGGUGAGCCUUCGACACAGAUGACCUUGAACACUUUCCAUUUGGCUGGUCACUCCGCAAAGAACGUCACACUGGGUAUUCCUCGACUGCGUGAAAUUGUCAUGACGGCAAGUGCUAACAUCAUGACCCCCACCAUGACCAUGCUGUUGAAUGAGGAGUUGAGCAAGGAAGAUUCGGAGAAGUUUGCCAAGGCCAUCAGUAAGCUCAGUGUCGCUGAGGUUGUUGACAAGGUGCAAGUCAAGGAGCGAAUCGGUUCUGGCAUGGGUUAUGCUAAGGCUAAGAUCUAUGACAUCGAGCUCACAUUCUUCCCGGCCGAGGAGUACUGCAAGGAGUAUGCUAUCUGUACCAAGGACGUGCAGAACGGCCUGCAAGCCAAGUUCAUUCCUCGCCUGAUCAAGCUCACCAGGGCUGAGCUGAAGAAGCGUAAUGAGGACAAGACUGGCCAGAAGGCUUCCACUUCUCAACCUGAGAUUGGUGUUUCCGUUGGCCGAGUUCCUGAUGGUCCCAGUGGACCGGAUCGCGAGGCUCAACCGGGCGACGACGAUGACGAGGACGACGAGGAUGAUGCCAAGCGCGCCAGCGGAAACUCGAACAAGAGCAACCAGAUCUCGUAUGAAGCACCCGACGACGAUGAGCAAGACAUCAUGAACCGUCAAGACACCCCCGAUGAAGAUGACGAGACAGUGAACCAAACUCGCCCCGCUGGUGAUGUCGACAUGGAUAGCGACUCCGAUGAGGAAUCGGACGACGACAGCAACACGCGCGAGGACGAUGUCAAGGGCAAGUUCGUUGAGGUUACCAAGUUCAAGUUCGACCCUAAGAAGGGCGGCUCUUGCACUAUCCAACUUCAAUACGACAUCGAGACCCCUAAGCUUCUGCUCCUGCCCCUCGUUGAGCAGGCUUGCCACAACGCCGUGAUUCAGUCUAUUCCCAACCUGGGCAACUGUGUCUUCGUCGAGGCGGAUGACAUCAAGGGCGACCCUGCCAACAUCAUCACCGAUGGUGUGAACUUGCUCGCCAUGCGCGACUACCAGGACAUCAUCAAGCCCCACUCGCUCUACUGUAACUCCAUCCACGACAUGCUGCACCUCUACGGUGUUGAGGCCGCCCGCGCCACCAUCAUCCGCGAAAUGGACGCCGUUUUCAAGGGUCACAGUAUCUCCGUCGACAACCGCCAUCUGAACUUGAUUGGUGAUGUGAUGACCCAGUCCGGUGGCUUCAAGGCCUUCAGCCGUAAUGGCCUGGUCAAGGACUCCACCUCACCCUUCUCUCGGAUGUCUUUCGAAACUACCGUUGGUGCUCUGAAGGAUGCCGUCCUCGAGAGAGAUUGGGACGAUCUCAAGGGCCCCAGUAGUAGGAUCGUCGUCGGUCGUGCCGGUACCGUUGGUACUGGUGCCUUCGAUGUUCUCGCCCCUGUAGCAUAG
Messenger RNA from Penicillium manginii, 4983 nucleotides. Its product is annotated as DNA-directed RNA polymerase I core subunit RPA190. Gene Ontology annotation, molecular function: DNA-directed RNA polymerase activity; DNA binding. Lineage: Eukaryota; Fungi; Ascomycota; Eurotiomycetes; Eurotiales; Aspergillaceae. Bases 1 to 4983 code for a protein of 1660 amino acids. Gene Ontology annotation, biological process: DNA-templated transcription. The record is from RefSeq and is a predicted model, not a curated record. The transcript is spliced from 6 exons. Gene Ontology annotation, cellular component: RNA polymerase I complex.